Anarrhichthys ocellatus (wolf-eel) is the source of this 1986-nucleotide messenger RNA. RefSeq names its product zinc finger protein AEBP2-like. The record is from RefSeq and is a predicted model, not a curated record. Gene Ontology annotation, cellular component: ESC/E(Z) complex. Gene Ontology annotation, biological process: regulation of transcription by RNA polymerase II. The transcript is spliced from 7 exons. Lineage: Eukaryota; Metazoa; Chordata; Actinopteri; Perciformes; Anarhichadidae. The coding region runs from base 669 to 1493 and encodes 274 amino acids.
GUGUGUGUGUGUGUGUGUGUGUGUGUGUGUGUGUGUGUGUGGGGUCUUUCAGAGGUGUUGGUCCUCUUGUAGGUCAUGUCAGCAUAGCCCCCACAGAGAGCCAGUAUGGACGGGGAUCAGAGCAGAUGGUCAGCUGGCUCGGUACACACAUGCACACCUUAAGAAUGUUAAGAUUAAAGUUUAAGAGAGAAAUAAUUCCCAUUCUAACAUCCAGUGGGUUCAGUUCACUUUGAGAAUCAGCUGCUUGGUAGGACGAUGCUGCAGUGAUGACGGUGCAGAGUUCAAUGCUGAUGGUCUUUAUUUUACUUUAGCUGCUCAAAUGAGCGACAUGUUACUGCUCUCAUGUUUACAAUGACUGAGAGCAGCCUCUCAUUUAAAUCCAUUGUUAAAGUAACGGCACUACAAUGGUACCAUGGUCCUUUAACACACAAUGGGUCAAUGAUGAAAAUGCUUCCAGCUUAAAUCUGCGUUUUAAUAACUCGCUCCUCUCAUUCAAUAACACACCCUCAGAGGUCUAAGCUGCAUCUACUCCACUAUGUGGUCUGGGAUGGUGUGUAAUCGUACAGUGUGAGCUGUGAGUUCUUGUGUGUCUGCAGUGAGGGCUCCGGUGUGUACUUGGUCUCUAAUGUGGUCUCUGUGUUGUGUCCUCUAGCAUCGGCAGCACCCUGAUGGACCUGGAGAGCACGGCGUCCAGCGGCCGCUCCACCCCGGCCAUGCUCAACGGCCACGGCGCGGCGGUGGGGAGCGGCUCGGCAGCAGGCGGGGGCAAGUCUCUGAGCUCCACGUGCUGCUGGGACCACUGCCAGCUGCUGUUCCCCAGCAGCCCCGACCUGGCCGAGCACAUCAGAGCCACACAUGUGGACGGGCAGAGAGGCGGGGUCUUUGUGUGUCUGUGGAAGGGCUGCAAGGUGUACAACACACCGUCCACCAGUCAGAGCUGGCUGCAGAGACACAUGCUGACCCACAGCGGAGACAAGCCGUUCAAGUGUGUGGUGGGAGGCUGCAACGCCACCUUUGCCUCUCAGGGGGGACUGGCCCGUCACGUGCCCACUCACUUCAGCUCCCAGGGCUCCUCCAAAGUGUCCAAUCAGGGCAAAGUGAAGGAGGAGUCUCCAUCCAAGGCCGGCCUUAACAAGAGGAGGAAACUCAAGAACAAACACAGGCGCUCCCUCCCCCGACCUCAUGACUUCUUUGAUGCUCAGACCAUGGACGCCAUCCGCCAUCGAGCCAUCUGCCUCAACCUAGCAACGCAUAUUGAGAGCCUGGGCAACGGACAUAGUGUGGUCUUCCACAGCACGGUAAUAGCCAGGAGGAAAGAGGACUCUGGGAAAGUGAAGGUCUUGCUGCACUGGACACCUGAAGACAUACUGCCAGAUGUGUGGGUGAAUGAGAGCGACAGACUGCAGCAGAAGACCCAGGUGGUUCAUCUGUCCAAGCUCCCCACAGACACAGCUGUGCUCCUGGACCCCAACAUCUACAGGAUGUUCUUCUAACCACCUCCAGAGGAACUCUACUGUCACUUCCUGCUAAGCCAACGUGGAGGAGGAGGAGGAGAUCGUCUCCUCUUCGUCUCUAUCUUUGUUCCUCUUCUUCCCCCCUCCCUCUCCCAGAGGAUGCUGAGAGUUUAGUGACCUCUUUGUCAUGGCCGUCCAAGGCCACCACUGUUUUCUGCAUUAGGUGCUGAGUUGCAGAGGGCGUGUAGGAGAUGUUGCUUGUUUUAGGUAACUAGACUGAAAACUAACUGUAGACAGUCAGACACAUGUAGAGAGAAGCUGUCUUUGUAAAUACUUGAGAUUUGUAAUAUAUUUUUAUACUUUUAAUUUUUUACCGUACUGUAGAUAGAUGUCUUUUCUUCUGCCAAACAUUUGAAAUAGAUGUUUUAAAAACUGAUAAUAUUGGUUAUGUGCAUAUAGCUGGCAUUGCUUGGUUUGAUGUCAUUAAACUUUUUUUCCAACCACUGAGUCUGAAGUCUUUAUUUACACGACA